Micropterus salmoides (largemouth bass) is the source of this 1343-nucleotide messenger RNA. RefSeq names its product CAP-Gly domain-containing linker protein 1-like. Gene Ontology annotation, cellular component: nucleus; cytoplasm; microtubule plus-end. Gene Ontology annotation, molecular function: microtubule plus-end binding. The transcript is spliced from 14 exons. Gene Ontology annotation, biological process: cytoplasmic microtubule organization. The annotation marks the transcript as partial. The record is from RefSeq and is a predicted model, not a curated record. Lineage: Eukaryota; Metazoa; Chordata; Actinopteri; Centrarchiformes; Centrarchidae.
CCUACACAGCGCACUUGAGAGGUCAACAGCCGUUUGUGACUGAGAGGACAGAUGGACCUGUACCGCGGGAACAGGUGAGCAGCCAGCCUCCUGGAGGCGUCCUACAGAAUAUUUCUCUUUGUCCCAAACACAUUUCCUAUCGUGCCCAGGACGACGGGACGCCGUUAGUCUCGAGCCCUGUCCAGCGCCAUGAUCAGCUGACGGAGACAUCUGCUCGGUACGCUCGUAAGAUUUCUGGCACCACAGCGCUGCAGGAGGCUCUGAAGGAGAAGCAGCAGCACAUCGAGCAGCUACUAGCAGAGCGAGACCUGGAGAGAUGUGAGGUCGCAAAGGCAACCAGCCACGCAGGAGAGGUGCAGCAGGAGCUGACUCUGCUGAGGAAAGGGAGGGAUCAGUAUGCAGUGGAGAUGGAAGCAAAGUUGGAUCAGCUACGUUCGCUGGUGGAGGCAGCAGAUCGAGACAAGGUGGAGCUGCUCAACCAGCUGGAGGAGGAGAAGAGAAAAGUGGAAGAUCUGCAGUUUCGUGUGGAAGAGGCAUGCAUCACCAAAGGAGACCUGGAGACGCAGACCAGACUGGAGCAUGCCCACAUAAAGGAGCUUGAGCAGAGUCUGCUCUUUGAAAAGACCAAAGCUGAAAAACUCCAGAGGGAUUUAGAGGACACUAGGGUGGCCACGGUGUCUGAGCGCUCCAGGAUUAUGGAGCUGGAGAGGGAGGUGGCAGACCUCCAGCUCAGGCUCCGGGCAUCCCAGCAGAAGGAGGAUGCUGCGUCUCUGUCCCAGCAACAGAUCAGCAGCCUCAAAGCCCAGGCACAGUCUCAGGAGAAAAAGAUCAGUGAGCUGAGUGUCGACGUGGAAAGCAAACAGAAAGAGCUUCAGUCUCUGCAGCAAGAUAAGAGCUCUCUGGAGCUGCAGCUAACCAGCCUGAGAAAAACGCUUGAGAUAGCUGAGGAGGAGAACAGGAGUGCAGCAAAGAACAUGCAAGAAUUGGAGCAGAGUGUGGAGCAGGCAAAGAAAGACUACCAAACCUUGAAAGAGGAGAGUCAAUGCAAAGAGAAAGAGCUGACACAGGCUAUUGAAAAGUCAGAGAUGACGAAGCUGUCGCUUGAACAGCUGACCAAUGAGAAGAAGACACUUGAGACACAGCUCGAGGCUUUGAAACAGCAGAACUCCAAAUACCAAGAAGAGCUCAGCUUGACGAAGGAGCGGAGCAGCUCAGAAAACCAGCGCAUCGGAGUUCUCUGCAAGGAAAUUGAGGAGCUGAAGCUGGCCUCCCAGAAGUCUCAGCAUCUUGAGGAGCACAAUGAAGACCGUAACAGUCAACAGCCAGACAUGAAGACCAGGUAA